Perognathus longimembris pacificus (Pacific pocket mouse) is the source of this 1251-nucleotide messenger RNA. It is a transcript of the gene Cblif, whose product is annotated as cobalamin binding intrinsic factor. Lineage: Eukaryota; Metazoa; Chordata; Mammalia; Rodentia; Heteromyidae. Gene Ontology annotation, biological process: cobalamin transport. The transcript is spliced from 9 exons. Gene Ontology annotation, molecular function: cobalamin binding. Bases 1 to 1251 code for a protein of 416 amino acids. The record is from RefSeq and is a predicted model, not a curated record.
AUGGCCCGGCUUGCCCUCUGUCUCCUGAACGUUCUCUGGGUGAUGGCUGGGAUGAGUAUCCAGACCCAAAGCUCAUGCUCCAUCUCCUCAGACCAGCUGCCCUGGGUUAACAGCCUGCAAGCACACAUGGAGAACUCAGUGUCUCUGUCAGCCUUUCCAAACCCCAGUGUCCUGAUUGCUAUGAACCUGGUUGGAGCCUAUGACCUGGAGGCCCAGAAGCUUCUGACUUACGAGCUCAUGGCCAGUGACACUGCAGACCUAACCACUGGGCAGCUCGCCCUCAACAUUAUGGCUCUCACCUCCUCCUGCCGGGACCCUGGGAGUAAAACAUCUGUUCUACAAAAACAAAUGGAAAACUGGUCACCUACAAAGCCCAAUGAUGCCACAGCCCUCUAUGGGGCCAGUCUGGCCAUCUUGGCACUGUGCCAGAAAAACCCAGAGACAACCUUACCCAUAGCCUUGGGUUUUGCCAAGCUCCUGUUGUCCAGUUCCUCUUCCUUGAAUGUGGACACAGAAGCAGUGGCCACCUUGGCCUUAACCUGCAUGUACAACAAGAUCCCUGUAGGCUCUGAUGCAAGUUACAGAAACCUGUUUAGGCAAGUGCUGAAGACUCUUGUGGAGAAUAUCAGCAGGAAGAUCAAAGACAAUGGCAUCAUCGGAGACAUCUACAGUACUGGCCUUGCCAUGCAGGCUCUCUCUGUGACACCUGAGCAACCUACCAAGCAAUGGGACUGUAAGAAGACCAUGGAUACAGUACUGGAGGAGGUUAAGCAAGGAAAAUUCGAUAACCCAAUGUCCAUUGCCCAGAUCCUUCCUUCCUUGAAAGGCAAAACAUACUUAGAUGUGCCCCAAGUGACUUGUGUCCCUGAUAAUGAGGGGCAACCAACUCUUCCCAACAAUCCUAACCCUGUUCCCACCACAGCAUCCAACAUCACUGUCACCUACACCAUCAACAACCAGCUGAGGGGUGUAGACCUGCUCUUCAAUGUGACCACUGAGGUCAGCGUGGAGACUGGGUCCACACUACUUGUCGUCCUCGAAGAAGCACAGCGUAAAAACCCCAUAUUCAAGUUUGAAACCACAAUGACAUCUUGGGGCCCCAUUGUCUCUUCUAUCAAUAAUAUUGCUGAAAAUGUUAAUCACAGGACAUAUUGGCAGUUCCUUAGCAACAAAACACCUUUGACUGAAGGGGUUGCGUAUUACAUACCCUCUGACCUGGAGCACAUCUUGGCAAAUUUCACUGAGUACUGA